GAGUUAUUAAGUUGCACAUUUAUUUUCUACCAUAAAGUAAAAAUAGUCUAGCAACUGGCAAUAAUUUUAGUUGACAUUGACAUAAAGUUGUACUGUAGUCUGUUCGUUCUUUUUGACAACUCUUUUUCGGCGAGCCGUGUUAGCGGAACAAGCUCGCCAAGAUGGUGAACAACCGAGUACCGUCGGUAUUCUCGAAGACGUACGUGACGCCUCGCCGUCCGUUCGAGAAGGCGCGUCUCGACCAGGAGCUUAAGAUCAUCGGCGAGUAUGGUCUGCGCAACAAGCGUGAAGUGUGGCGCGUCAAGUACACGCUCGCUCGCAUCCGUAAGGCUGCCCGUGAGCUGCUGACCCUUGAGGAGAAGGACCCUAAGAGACUGUUCGAAGGUAACGCACUCCUGCGUCGUCUCGUCAGGAUCGGAGUGUUGGAUGAGAAACAGAUGAAGCUCGAUUACGUGCUCGGUCUGAAGAUUGAGGACUUUUUGGAGCGCCGUCUGCAGACCCAGGUCUUCAAGGCUGGUCUUGCCAAGUCCAUCCAUCACGCCCGUAUUCUCAUCAGGCAAAGACACAUCCGCGUCCGCAAGCAAGUGGUGAACAUUCCCUCGUUCAUCGUGCGCCUGGACAGCGGCAAACACAUCGACUUCUCUCUGAAGUCACCAUUCGGCGGCGGCAGGCCCGGCCGUGUCAAGAGGAAGAACCUGCGCAAGGGACAGGGUGGCGGCGCCGCAGCCGACGAGGAGGAAGAUUAGACCAAAUAAAUGACGUGUUUAUAAUCUAA
This is a messenger RNA of Helicoverpa armigera (cotton bollworm), 775 nucleotides long. It is a transcript of the gene RpS9, whose product is annotated as small ribosomal subunit protein uS4. Gene Ontology annotation, biological process: translation; ribosomal small subunit biogenesis. The transcript has 4 exons. The coding region runs from base 162 to 746 and encodes 194 amino acids. Gene Ontology annotation, cellular component: cytosolic small ribosomal subunit. NCBI's taxonomy places the organism in Eukaryota, Metazoa, Arthropoda, Insecta, Lepidoptera, Noctuidae. Gene Ontology annotation, molecular function: rRNA binding; structural constituent of ribosome. The record is from RefSeq and is a predicted model, not a curated record.